This is a messenger RNA of Capsicum annuum, 1859 nucleotides long. RefSeq names its product cytochrome P450 71AU50. The record is from RefSeq and is a predicted model, not a curated record. The transcript is spliced from 2 exons. Bases 243 to 1751 code for a protein of 502 amino acids. Lineage: Eukaryota; Viridiplantae; Streptophyta; Magnoliopsida; Solanales; Solanaceae. Gene Ontology annotation, molecular function: heme binding; oxidoreductase activity, acting on paired donors, with incorporation or reduction of molecular oxygen; iron ion binding.
AUAUUAGCAAUUUUGUCAGCUUUAUAUUAUUAAUUCUUCAUUAUGAUUCAGCAUCUUUUCAAGUCAGUCUUAUCCUACCUGUUCGUUAUAUAACAAGUGUGUCGGAUCCUGUCUCUCUGUAUUACUAAUUCCUGUAUAACCUAUCUUUCGACCAAACAAAUCCUAAUCUUUUAUUACCUUUCAACACUAUAUAUGGAUCGUAUUCAUUUUAUCCAUUGAACCUAACUAACUCCUAGCUAGCCAUGACUUCAUUUUGGAUCACAUUAUCAAUAGUUCUACUUCUUUUCUAUUGUCUUCAUGAGCUAUGGAGGAACAACAAAAGAAAAAAACUUCCACCAAGUCCCAAAGAAAUUCCAAUUUUGGGACAUCUUCAUUACUUGUUAGGCAAAAACCCUCAUCAAGAUUUGAAUAACUUAGCCAAAAAAUAUGGUCCAAUCAUGUACUUAAAAUUAGGUCUUGUUGACAACAUAAUUGCUUCUUCUCCUCAUGCAGCUGAGCAAUUUCUCAAGACAUAUGAUCAAAAUUUUGCAAGUAGACCACCUCAUGAAGUUUCAAAAUACAUUAUGUAUGAUCAAAAGAACUUGUCUUUUGGAACAUAUGGUCCUUAUUGGCGAAAUAUGAGAAAAUUAUGCACGUUGGAGCUACUUAGCACUACAAAAAUCAAUUCAUUUCAAUCAAUGAGAAAGGAAGAAUUGAAUCUUUUGGUUGAAACACUCAAGACAAAAUCUCAUCAAAAAUGUGUGGUUGAUUUGAGUGAGAUUAUAACACGUUUAUCGGUCGAUAUGAGUUGUAGGAUGAUUUUUGGAAAAAAAUAUAAAGAUGAAGAAUUUGAUGGGAGGGGAUUUAAAUGUGUUGUUAAUGAAGGGAUGCAAUUAGCAGCAGCACCUAAUAUUGGUGAUUUUUUUCCCUAUAUUGGUAAAUUGGAUCUUCAAGGUUUAUUAAAAAGAAUGAAGGAAAUUAGCAAGGUGUUUGAUAAAUUUUUAGAGAAAAUUAUUGAUGAACAUGAAGAGAUUUAUAAAAAAGGACAAGAUCAAAUCAACAAUGACUUUGUUGAUACAAUGUUGAACAUCAUGAAAUCUGGAGACACUGAGUUUCAGUUUGAUCGUGGUCAUGUUAAAGCUAUUUUGUUGGAUAUGCUAUUAGCUUCAAUGGACACUUCAGCAACAGCAAUUGAUUGGAUACUCUCAGAACUCUUAAGGCAACCAAACAUACUACAAAAACUUCAAAAAGAAUUGGAAGAAAAAAUUGGAAUGACAAGAAUGAUGGAGGAGUUAGAUUUACAUAAUUUGGAAUACUUAGAUAUGAUCAUAAAAGAAUCAUUAAGGCUUCAUCCUGUGGCACCAUUAUUAAUCCCUCAUCAAUCUAUUGAAGAUUGCAUUAUUGAUGGAUACUUUAUUCCAAAAAAUUCAAGAAUAAUGGUGAACACCUAUGCCAUAGGACGUGAUCCAAAGGUGUGGCCUAAUAAUCCAGAUGAGUUUAUUCCAGAAAGAUUUGUGGGGAGUAGCAUAGACCUUCGUGGACGUGAUUUUGAGCUUCUUCCAUUUGGGUCCGGUAGAAGAAGUUGUCCUGGUUUGCAUUUAGGACUCACCAUGGUACGUUUAGUCGUGGCACGAUUGGUUCAUUGCUUUGAUUGGGAACUUCCAAAUGGUAUGUUACCAGAGGAUUUGGACAUGGGUGAGGAAUUUGGUCUUGUUACUACUCGAGCCGAACAUCUAAUGGCUAUUCCUACUUAUAGGUUGUCAUUUAAGUGAUUUUGUUCGGCUUAAUAACUUUCAUCGUAAUUUGAGUUCAAAGACCCGAUGGUACACAAAUUUUUGUAAUUUACGCCAAAUAUUGCGUUUCACUACGUUCUUCACCGA